GCACCUUCGCCAUCCCCUUCUCGGCCUCCGCACUCGCCGGCAGCUGUAUCCAGAGCCUCAGAUCGGAGUUGCGGCAACGGCGGCGGCGGCCACGAUGGCCAUCCGACACUACUGGCCGAUGGCCGCGGCGGCCGUCGGGUUCAGGCUCGUCCUCGUGCUCUUCGUGGCGGAAGGGUACUGGCUGAAGCAGGCGUCCAUGUCGCCAUAUUCCGGUCUGCUGGACAUCAUGUUCAUGUUUAUUGCAGGCAAAUAAGUUGUUUGAUUUUUGUGGCUGUAGAUUUUAUAGCUGCCAUGCUCAUCCGAGCAACUGGCCAUAGACUCAACAUAACACGCAAUAGAAGCUUGAAUUCACUUGAGCUCACUGAGGCAGUGAGUAAUUCAGUUAACAUAAGUGCAGGAGAUAUUGCUUCCCUCAUAUACUUGUGGAACCCCUGGGCGAUAGUUACUUGUGUGGGUUCAUGUACAUCACCAAUCGAGAAUUUAAUGGUUGUGAUAAUGAUCUACGGAGCCUGUUCACGUCUUGCUCCCCUUGCUGCCUUUGGAUAUGUUAUGUCUACACAUCUUACUCUUUAUCCUGCAAUUCUCAUUGUACCGAUCAUUCUUUUAUUGGGAUAUGGUCCAGAUACUCCUCCAGCAAAAGUAUUUCGUCUAAAAAUAUCAAGUGCCAGUAAAACUGAGGUACCAGACAAUGAUAGAUUCUCCACCUCGAGAGAUGUUCAACAGUUCAUGUGGAAACCAGUAUUCUACUUUGUAUUGUGGAUGUUUUUCUGGUCAUGUUAUGUGUUGCUAUUGAGCAGCAUGAUUCUCAAUAAAGUGGAUGGUCUUCAGGAGAUGUUUGAAAAGACUUAUGGUUUUAUCCUCACAGUUAAGGACCUAUCACCAAAUAUUGGUGUAUUAUGGUACUUUUUUGCUGAAGUCUUUGACUCUUUUAGGAGCUUCUUCCUUAUAGUCAUCAAUAUGAACAUUGUUUUUAUGGUAUUGCCGUUGGCAAUUCGUCUAAAGCAUCGUCCAUGCUUCCUUGCCUUCGUUUACACAGCAAUUGUUGCAAUGUUGAAAUCGUAUCCAUCUGUUGGAGAUUCAGCUCUCUAUCUUGGUCUUCUGGGCCUAUUUGCUACUGAAUUAGCAGAGAUGAAGUUAACUUUUUUCUUGUUUUUUGGAUAUAUCGGAGUCUCUCUCCUUAGCCCAGUCAUGCACAACCUGUGGAUCUGGAGGGGGACUGGUAAUGCGAAUUUUUACUUUGCCACCGGAUUGGCUUAUACCUGCAUUCAGACCGUGUUGGUUGUCGAGAGUGUAAGUUCAAUGAUAAAGCAUGACAGGAAGCUAAGACUGCUUGUUACGGCUUGAUCUCAUUCUUUAUAAGUUCAACAACUCUGAUGCUUUAGUUUCUUGAUUGUCCUCUUGGAUGCCAGAGUUUGGAGUAGAUGUUGUUUAUAGUUUUUGUUGUAUCUUGUAUUAUACCUCCCAUAUAUUUGUAAAAUAUGGACCACGAAUCAUGUAACAAAGACUAGGAAGACGCGAGGUUUAAUUUCCCCUGAACUGUGUACUUGAUCUAGCAUGGUGAGUUUGGUCAUUGGCAGAAGUUGUAUGAUCAAUUUUGUCAGGUCGAGAUGAAUUAACAUGGCA
Molecule: messenger RNA, 1623 nt
Organism: Oryza sativa Japonica Group (Japanese rice)
Lineage: Eukaryota; Viridiplantae; Streptophyta; Magnoliopsida; Poales; Poaceae
Source: RefSeq, a predicted model, not a curated record